CAGUAGCACCAGCACAGAUAAAACAUGUGGAAAGUCUUUUUGUUAUUGGUAGCUGUUGCAGCUGUAGCAUCAGCUUCUGGUCCCAAAGGUGGAGCUAGAGAACCUAAGCUCUUCUUUGUAUCCUCAAGUACUUCGACGUCCAUUUCUACCACGACAUCAUUAUUAAGCACCCAGUUUACUUGCUUCGCGGUAUCGAGUACCGCGCUUGUUCUCUGCACUGGUAGAAAGAAGAGAGCUGCAUCUCUAGUUGAAGACCAAGCUCUGAGCCUAGACCUAGAAGAACCUAUCAAGGUUUCCAGAGUACAGAGAGAUUUGGACACUGACCAUGUUCAUUCAUCAAUCGAAGAUAAUGUAUCGAGUAACCGUCAAGCUAAAUUUGCUUGGUAUUAUAUGACAACUACAAUUACAAGCACUUCUACUUCUACAUCUACAUCCACCACCUUUACAGGAACCUUGAGUAUAUCACUGUUAACGUGUACUCCAUCUAGCUUUGUUGCUUGUGGCAAAAAAUAAGUCCUAGCUUAUCCUAUCCUAUACCAGAUACAGGCGGUCUCCCUCAACCCCUGAUUAGAUCAAGGAUUCUCUCCACCAUUUAAUGCACAUUCUAUAUAUGUAUCUAGAUAGUAGAUACAGAUACAGUAUAACGGAUCCUUUUCCAUCUAUUUUCGUUGCAUUUGAUUUCUUGAAAUAUGACGAAUUAAGAGAAGACAUUUCAAACCAUUUUAUUUUCAUUCAAAUCUAUAACGCUGAUUCUAAGCAAAGUAAUUUCUAUUGUUGGUUUUCAGAUAAUUUUAAAGUUUUGAAAUGUAUUAUUUCUAUUUUAAAAAUUGAAAAAUAUAAAUUUUUAAAUAAUGUUGAUUAAUAUAUAUUGUGUAAUAUUCCGAGAAAACUAUGUGAUUUUUUGUUUGAAUAAAUUGUAAAUGCUA
Molecule: messenger RNA, 926 nt
Organism: Eurytemora carolleeae
Lineage: Eukaryota; Metazoa; Arthropoda; Copepoda; Calanoida; Temoridae
Exons: 6
Coding region: 25-513 (162 amino acids)
Source: RefSeq, a predicted model, not a curated record